Messenger RNA from Falco peregrinus (peregrine falcon), 1784 nucleotides. It is a transcript of the gene ADCK5, whose product is annotated as aarF domain containing kinase 5. Lineage: Eukaryota; Metazoa; Chordata; Aves; Falconiformes; Falconidae. The record is from RefSeq and is a predicted model, not a curated record.
AUGGGGCAGGGGGGCUGUGGGGCGGAGCUAUUGGGCAGGGGGCUGUGGGGCAGCACUAUAGGGCAGGGGGUUGUGGGGCAGCGCUAUGGGGCAGGGUCUGACGGCCCCACAGGCGCCGUGGGGCGCUGCUGGCUCCCGCGCUGCUGGCGCUGGGGCUGGGGCUGCCCGCGGCCGCCUGGUACCUGCGGGCAGAGCGCCGCGACCCGCCGCCGGCUCUGGCUGCUGCUGGACGGCGUGGGACGCUUCGGCAGGUCACUGGUUGUCGGUGUCCACAUCUCGCUGGAUUACUGGUGGACAGCCAAUGUGGCGCUGCGGGGGCUGGAGGAGGACAGCGCAGCGUUCACGGCGGGGAUGUCGCGGUGCCACCAGCGUGCAGCGGAGCGGCUGCUGCGGGGGGCCCUGCGCAACGGGGGGCUCUACAUCAAGCUGGGGCAGGGGCUCUGCGCCUUCAACCACCUGCUGCCCCCCGAGUUCGCCGCCACCUUGCGCCGCCUCGAGGACCAGGCUCUGCGCCGCGGCUACCGCGAGGUGGACGAGCUGUUCCUGGAGGAUUUCCAGACGACGGCAGCCGGGCUCUUCCAGGAGUUCGACUACGAGCCGGUGGCGGCGGCCAGCCUGGCCCAGGUGCACCGCGCCACGCUGCAGGACGGGACCCCCGUUGCCGUCAAGGUUCAAUACAUCGAUCUGCGCGACCGCUUCGAGGGUGACAUCCGGACGCUGGAGCUGCUGCUACGCAUCGUCCAGUUCAUGCACCCUGGCUUUGCCCUGGGCUGGGUGCUGCAGGAGCUGAAAGGGACACUGGCACGGGAGCUGGACUUCGAGAACGAGGGCCGGAACGCGGAGCGCUGCGCACGGGACCUGCGGCACUGUACCUACGUGGUGGUGCCGCAUGUGCACUGGGACAAGUGCAGCAAGCGGGUGCUGACGGCCGAUUUCUGCGAGGGCUGCAAGAUCACCAACGUGGAGGGGAUCCGCAGCCAGGGCCUGGGCGUGCAGGACGUGAGCCGACAAGCUGAUCCGGUGUUCGCCGAGCAGAUCUUCUACACCGGCUUCAUCCACGCUGACCCCCACCCUGGGAACGUGCUGGUACGACGCGGCCCCGACGGCAAAGCCCAGAUCGUCCUGCUGGACCACGGCCUCUACGAGUUCCUCAGUGAAAGGGACCGCGCGGCGCUGUGCCAGCUCUGGCGCGCCAUCGUCCUGCGUGAUGACACCGCCAUGCGGCUGCGCUCGGCCGAGCUGGGCGUCGAGGAUUAUUUCCUUUUCUGCGAGAUCCUGAUGCAGCGGCCGCUGCCAGCGGGGACGCUGGCGCUGGGUGCGGCGCUGACGCGGGAGGAACGCGCCUACAUGCAGGAGAUGGCAGCCCAGCGCUUCGAGCGUGUGGUAAGCGUCCUGCGUGCGCUGCCCCGGCCCAUGCUGCUCGUCUUCCGCAACAUCAACACCGUCCGCAGCAUCAACGCCGCCCUCGGCGCCCCCGUUGACCGAUACUUCCUCAUGGCCAGGAGCGCUGUGCGGAGCUGGAGCCGGCUGAGCGCGGACAGAGCCUCCGGCAUCGCCGGCAGCAGCGCGGCACGAUGGGCCAGGGCUGCCUGGGAGAGCCUCAAGUUCGAGGUGGCGCUGAGGCUGGAGAGCAUCGCCAUGAAGCUGACAGCCUCGGCCCUGCGGCUCCUGGCGGCCUGUGGGGUGCUGCCCCACAGCCAGCAGCUCUACGAGUACCUGCGGGCAUAGGGGGCCCGCGGCCCUGUCCCCCAAUAAACCCCCGCCCCCCCCGGGAACAGACAUGC